This is a messenger RNA of Sorex fumeus (smoky shrew), 1948 nucleotides long. It is a transcript of the gene CFLAR, whose product is annotated as CASP8 and FADD like apoptosis regulator. The record is from RefSeq and is a predicted model, not a curated record. The transcript is spliced from 10 exons. Gene Ontology annotation, biological process: negative regulation of extrinsic apoptotic signaling pathway via death domain receptors; proteolysis. Bases 462 to 1931 code for a protein of 489 amino acids. NCBI's taxonomy places the organism in Eukaryota, Metazoa, Chordata, Mammalia, Eulipotyphla, Soricidae. Gene Ontology annotation, molecular function: protein binding; cysteine-type endopeptidase activity.
UUGGCCGCGUAUAAUUUCCGCUUCGUAAGCCCUUUGCUUAUUACAAGGAAGGAUUUGCCUCUUGUACAGCUCUGCGUGCCACACCCUGUGGAGUUUCGGUGGUGUUGGGGUCGAGGGUUUUUGGAAUCCGAAGCAUCCCUGGUGGAAAAUCCUAGGAGGGCUGCGUGGAGGAAGCGCCUCCAAAGCUGCUAGAUGCUCCGGCCCCUUUCGGCCAACUGCUAGUUAGGUCUGGAGUAGUACAGCAAGACCUGUGGAACUGAAGAUUAGAGGGUUAAUACUUUGCCAACCCUCGCGCCGAAAUUCGAAGGAAAGGGCCGCUGAUGUCCCGGAAACGUCUCCACUGCAGAGAUUUUUGAAAGACACGAAGAAAGACAGCAGAAUAGGAGUCAGGAGCUUUGCCUGUUGACUGACGUGUGGACUUGCAUCUUGAGCGCCCUGGAUGUGACAGCCGUCAUCGAGCCAUGUCUGCUGAGGUCAUCCACCAAGUGGAGGAGGCCCUUGAUGACGAGGAUAAGGAGGUGAUGCUUUUCUUAUGCCGCGAUGUUGCUGCAGACGUAGCUCCACCUGAUGUCAGAAACCUUUUGGACAUUUUGAGUGAGAGAGGGAAGCUGUCUGAUGUGGACUUGGCUGAGUUGCUCUACAGAGUGAGGCGGAUUGACCUGAUCAAGAGGAUCUUGAAGAUGGACAGGAAGGCAGUGGAAGACCACCUGACCAUGCACCCUCGCCUUGUUUCUGACUAUAGGGUGCUAAUGAAUGAGAUUGGCGAGUGUUUGGAUAACUCUGAUGUAGCCUCGUUAAUUUUCCUACUGAAGGAUCAUCUGUGCCGAGGCAAGAUGUCCAGCAAGAGGAGUUUCUUGAAGCUUGUGGUCGAAUUGGAGAAACAAGAUCUGCUAGCUCCAGAUCAAUUGGAUUUACUCGAAGACUGCCUAAAGAGCAUCCACCGAAUAGACCUGAAGACGAAGAUUCAGAAGUUCAAGCUGUCUGCUCAAGGAGAAGAUGCUAAAUAUACCAAGGUUCUUCCGGCUUCUCUCCCAAAGCUGAGUCUUACUGAUUCUGCACAUAACUUAAGGUUCCAGAAUGGGAAAAAUGAAGAGAAAAGAAUCACUGUGGAGCAACAAGCAAUUCAAAGAGUACCAGUGAAGACAUCCAUUCGGGAACUAGCACCAUCUCAGACCAUGGUGGAAAAGAGAUACAGGAUGCAGAGCAAGCCCCUGGGAAUCUGCCUGAUCAUUGAUUGCCUCUGCAGUGAUACAAAGUUUCUUCAGGAUACCUUCACUUCCCUGGGCUAUAAGGUCUCCCAUUUUGUCUGUCACAAUGCACAACAGAUAAAGAAUACUCUUCAGGAAGUGGCCUGGAUGCCUCAACACAGAGACUAUGACAGUUUUGUAUGUGUCCUGGUGAGCCAAGGAGACUUCCACAAUGUGUUUGGCAAGGAUGAGACUUCCUCGGGGUUACCUUUGGAUCAGAUCAAGAGGAUCUUCAUGGCAGAUGCAUGCCCAUCCCUCUUAGGGAAGCCAAAGAUCUUUUUUAUUCAGAACUAUCUGGUGUCACAGGGCCACCAUGUCAACAGCAGCUCCCUGGAGGUAGAUGGACCAUCUGUGAGAGUUGUGGACUCCAGCGCCCAGCACUCCAACCUGGUUCACCGAGAAGCUGACUUCUUCUGGAGCGUGUGCAGAGCAGAUGUGUUUUUGCUGAAGCAGCCCUCUGGCUCACGGUCGCUGUACCUGCAGAACCUCUCCCAGAAGCUGAGGGACAAAAAAAAAUGCCCCCUCGUUGAUCUUCAUAUUGACCUCAACUGCAGCAUGUAUCACUGGAACAGCAAAGUGUCUGAAAAGGAGAAGUACUAUGUCUAUCUGCAGCACACGCUGAGAAAGGAACUCAUUCUCUCUUCCAUACUGAAGCCUUCAGAAAGCCCUCACUUCUUUCAAUAAAACAAGCUCUACUUCUA